This is a messenger RNA of Chironomus riparius, 4964 nucleotides long. The record is from the annotation of a GenBank genome assembly. Lineage: Eukaryota; Metazoa; Arthropoda; Insecta; Diptera; Chironomidae.
UUAGAUUGUAAAUGGGCCUCGACAACAAACCCGGGCAUAAAUACAGGUCAGAGAAAGGAAGUAAAAAAAAGUCAUAGAAAGUUUGAAAUUUAUGCUUUUACUGAAACUUAAUCAGUUGUAGAAUUGUUUUGUAUCUACCAGGCUUUUCUGAUGCCUCCUUGCAAGUUUAUUAACAACAAUAUUGCUCUAGUUAUCUCUUCAUUAACUUUUUAGUUCCAUUUAAUAGUGUUUGUGAUUAGUUUUGCAGGUUGAUAAUUAGUUUCAAGAAAAAAAAAGCAGCAACUUACAGUUUCUCUGCUUCAUUGUUGUGUGCAUGAUAUUUGUUCAUUUAUUAUGUCUUCAUGUACAUUGACUAACAGAAUCAGAGCUUUCUAAAGUUUUAUCUUGCAAUAUUUAACUUUUUACAUGAUUUCAUUUUUCAAACAAUUUCUAUGAAAAAAAUGAAUCGAGUAUGAAAAUUUAUUGUUAUCUGUGGACGGACUAGACUGUCGGGGGUUUCAUUUCGAUACAAGACAUUUUUGUCUAGUCAUGUUUACUUCGACUAGUUAAGUCUCAUGUCUGAUUAUAAAAAGAAUCUUUGAUUUAGUCAUCCUGGUUGUUAAACUUCUGCAGACCUUAACAUUCGAUUGUAUUACUUACACUUCAAGAAAGGGCCUUUAGUUAAAGAUAUUGCCUAAUAGAUGCAUUAUCUUCAAGCCCAUAACUUCCACAAAAACAGAAAACACAACGUCUUCAAUAAAUCAGUACACAAGUUCCGAAAGCAUCUUAAAAUCUAAGCCUAGCAAACGAGUAGUAAGAAUGUAAAGAGAGAUCAAUAACGGCUCAUGACACAUUCCUAAUAAUUGUUCUACUAUGACGCAGCUUCAAUCGAUCAAGAUUUGAAUACCUAAUUACACACAAACAAAAGAGAAUUUCCAAAAAUGACCAAAAAAGAAAGUUUCUUUCCUGAUAAUAAUAUGAAAGCUUACAGUACAAAAAGAUAGAUAGAAUGAAAAAAAUGUGGUGUCAUUGACGAGCAGAGUGAUUUGGUCGGGGUCCAUAAAGAUAGAUAUGCUUGUUCCUUUAAUUGUACAUUCUAAUCUAACGUAACUUUUCAUAUUUUUUUUGUGAACCAAACUUUUUCUCUUAAUUCAAGCAAUUUACUUAUGUACAACAUCUAUAUGCUUAUAUUUCUGAAAUAGAUACCAGCAUGUUACAGCAACUGAAAAGUAGUCAUAGAGGAUUAAAAACGAUUAAACCCAUGAAAUGUGUGUUGUGAUGAUGUGAUAAGUUUCCUAUUUAGUAAGUCUAUAUUAUCGCAGUGUUGUGUAUUAGAUAAAUAUGAUAAAUAUACUGUCAUUAAAUGAUCGUUAAGGUCUAUUAUAAUAGUGAAAAUUAUAUACCACCUAUACAUGCAUAUAUAUAGAGAAUAUUUAUGAUACAACAUAGAACAAAGAAGCUAAAAGAGCAAAGAGAGAGAAAGAGAGAUAUUAUUUAUUUAAUUGAAUAAAUAAGUAAGCAAAAUAGUCAAAUGAAAAUGUCUUCGGAAAUAGAUGAUAAUGUUACUCUUAGUACUACUGAUAUGUCAGACGACAUGAACUUUACUACCAUUUAUAAUGAUAUUGUUAGUGAAAGUCUUACAACAACAACAGCAUACAAUCAAACGAUAGAUAUUUCUAGUAAUAAUACAACAUUAAGUGAUGAACCAGAUAUAGCCCUCUAUAGUGUUCUAUGUAUAAAGGGUUUCAUCUUUGGCUCAAUUAUUAUCGGAGCCGUCCUAGGAAAUGCGUUAGUUAUAUUAGCUGUGCGGAGGAAUAGAAAAUUAAGAGUCAUCACAAAUUAUUUUGUUGUUUCCCUUGCUAUGGCUGAUAUGCUAGUUGCUCUAUGCGCAAUGACAUUCAAUGCAUCCGUUGAACUAUCGGGGAAGUGGUUGUUUGGACGAUUCUUGUGUGAUCUUUGGAAUAGUCUGGAUGUUUACUUUUCAACAGCAAGCAUAUUACAUCUAUGCUGUAUUUCAGUAGACAGAUAUUUUGCGAUUUGUAGGCCAUUAGAAUAUCCAUUACUGUUAAACAAGAGAACAGUAUUCUUUAUGUUGGCGAAUGUUUGGUUUCUGCCAGCCCUCAUCUCAUUCACUCCCAUCUUUCUCGGUUGGUAUACAACAGAGGAAAAUUUAGUAUGGUUAAACGAAAAUCCGAAUGAAUGUAUAUUUGUUGUAAACAAAGUUUAUGCCGUCGUGUCAAGUUCAAUAUCAUUUUGGAUCCCAGGAAUUGUGAUGAUUACAAUGUAUUACCGCAUUUUCAAAGAAGCGGUAAGGCAACGUAAAGCACUAAGUCGCACAAGCUCAAACAUUUUACUGAACAGUGUACAUUUACAAAAUCAACCCUACAAUUAUCAGCCGAUCAACAACAGAUUGAAAUUACAAACUCCACGUUUCAGUGAUUGUGAUGAAAACAACUUAACGAUAAAGGAAGCACAACAAGAAAGCCAUAGCGAAGUUAGUGAAUUGGAGGUGCCUGCAAUUCUACUAUGUCAAGAAUAUGACGAAGAAUAUUCGAUUCUAAAAGUUCCAUCAUCUCCGCCACGUAGAUUAUCAAGGAGCAGUAUUGACUUAAGGGAUUUAGAGGCGCAACAUGAACGAGAUAAAAUAAUGUCGCAAAAUGUAUCCGAAAGCGUUUCCUCAAUUUAUCAUUGCUUCGAUAAUCAAAUGCUGCGUUAUUCGGGUAGUGAACCUAUAAAUGCUAACAUCGUUGCUCAAGCACUUGAAAAUCAAUUUAGUAUGAAAUCCGCUAACAAAGAUGAUUUGGAUAAGCAACAAAAUUCGACUGAGAGUAAAAGUUCUGUAAAUAAUUUCUCGUACAUGAAUAAUCUAGACAAUUCGUUAACAAAAGAGAAUGACAUGAAUUUGAUAUCUUCGGCGUCAAUAAUCAAAGACAAUCAAGUAAAUAAUGCAAACGGCUGUAGCUUCAACAACAUAAACCUAAAUCAUAAUAAUAGUAAUAGCAACAACAACAAUAAUAUUAUAAACGGUAGUAGCACAACAAAUAACAAUAAUUGUAAUAGUUAUAAUAACAAUCAUAAUAGCAGCAGCAGUAGUUGUAAUGGACUAGGCAAAAAAAGUUUCAAAAAGAAAAAAUUAGCAUCAAGCGAUUCUGAUUUCUUUUCAUUAUUGCGGUAUAAUUCUGAAAAAUUGCGUCGUAUGAAUUGCUUUUCUAUUGGUACAAAUAGCAAUGGCAAUAAACCCAAAAAUAUGAUUUAUGCAUUGAGUGAUUCGGACUUUUUAAUCGGUGUUAGUGAUAAAUCAAAUAAUCUUCAUUUAAAUAAUGAAAGAACAAAUCAAGCAAUAGUGAACAAGAGUGAUAUUUUUAAUUAUUUAAAUAAAAGCUUCGAUCACAAAAAUCUUUUAGAUAAUAAUUUUGCUCAGCACAAUCAGAAAGUGAAAUUAUCGGACGUUGAAUGUAAGAAGCAGUUCGAUAAUCCUGAUUUUUUUAAUGUCGAUAAGCUAAAGAAAGUCUUUGAGGAGAGUAAAAUUGAUUCGGAAAUUUCAAAAGCGAUGACGACGACGACAGAUGACAUGUUGAAUACAUCUGAGAAGCUACAAAAGAAAGAAACGGUCUCACUGCCACCAUUAGUUAAUUCAGCAAGUAACGAUAUAAAAUUGAAAUUGAACAAUAGUCGAAGUAUCGAUACGGUUUUGUUGAACAUUAAGAAUAAUACCGAUAAAUUAUAUACGUUUAAGUUAUUGUAUGAUUUUUCUCCUAAAGCUAUAAAUCAAGAUGAGAGUUUAACAAAAAAUUUAUUAAAGGACGCUAUCCAGCACCAAAAUACAACCGUUGCUGCUGACGCUUCAAAUAUUAAUGCGACUAGUCUACAGGCUAACAAUAAUAAUCUCACAUCGUCGGAUGGUAUUAGUAGUAUAUUAAAGCCUGUUAAUUUAGGUGACAGUAACAGUGUCGUGAAUGGUCAACAAGUAAAUCAAGCUCAGGAUAUUUCAAUUGAGCAAAGUAGCAGCAUAAAGUGUUGUGAUACAAUUCAUCCAAUAUUAUAUUUGGAUGAUAGAACUAUAGUGAAAAGAAAAAGAACACCCUCAAAUGUAACAUAUAACGUGAAUGUCAUCGACUUUCAAACCGAGGACGAUUCAGAUGCCUAUCAUCCUGGGGCAACUGGUGGUGGUGGAGGACAUGAUAGAGGAAAUGGUAAAAGAUCGAAUAGCUCGACAAGUGCUGGAUCAACAAGACCUUCGAAGGGUUGGAGAGCAGAGCAUAAAGCAGCAAGGACUUUGGGAAUUAUAAUGGGCGUUUUUAUACUGUGCUGGCUCCCGUUCUUCUUAUGGUAUGUUAUAACAUCGUUAUGUGGACCAGAAUAUUGCCCCUGCCCUGACAUCGUCGUAGCAAUAUUGUUUUGGAUCGGAUACUUUAAUUCAACAUUAAAUCCCAUUAUUUAUGCCUACUUUAAUCGAGAUUUUCGGGAAUCAUUCAAAAAGACACUCCAAUCGAUUUUCCCAUGUUUCUUAAAGGAUAACUUUAAUUUUUAUGACUCGAAUGUUCAUUAUGUGUAGCAAAACUAUCAAUAACCAUGUUAAAAUCAUACGAUAUAGCCAUAUACAAAAAAUAGAAAGCAUCUUGAAAUGGAUGAAACGAGGGAAGAUAUAUUUACAUAACAUACUUCAUCCACAGCCAAUUCAUAAAGUAUAACUUUUUCCUAUACCGCUCUCUUUUUCCCGCUAUCUCAUUGAAUCACAUCAUUUUCACUAUAAGAAUGAUAGAAAUAUAUGGAAUCUGAAAAUGUUGUGUAUUAUGACUGACACUUAUUAUUAUUUUUAUUGUGUCAUGAAAAUUGUUUUUUGUUACUGACUUAUUAUUAAGAAUAAUUUGAAGUGUCAAGAAAAGUUGUUUCAAUCUUUUUUUCGAAAUGGACUUUGACGAAAAUUAUCGGAAAUUGUCAAUACAAAAUUGUAGAAGAAAUGAUGUUGUGAAUAGUGUUGUAGG